AUGACAGUAGUCAAUGCAAUCAUCAAUACAUAUGCUGAGUUUCAGAAGAUCUGUGCUCAGGCAGUUCACAUCCUCCAGACAAUCAAUGUCACUCAGAAGUCAAAGAGCUUCAUCUCAGCCACAAAAUCCUCUACCAUAAAGAAAGCUUUGAGUGCUUGUUCAGAUAUUCAGUGCUACUACUGCAAGAAGAAAGACCACAUUGUUAGAAACUGCUCUGCAAAGCAGAAGUCUCAACAGAUGAUCACUGAGCUCACAGAGAAUGACACUUCUGAGCCUUCAGCAGAUUUGAAAAAAGAGUGA
Molecule: messenger RNA, 300 nt
Organism: Paracoccidioides brasiliensis Pb18
Exons: 2
Coding region: 1-300 (99 amino acids)
Molecular function (GO): nucleic acid binding; zinc ion binding
Source: RefSeq, a predicted model, not a curated record